This is a messenger RNA of Scatophagus argus, 5004 nucleotides long. It is a transcript of the gene igfbp3, whose product is annotated as insulin-like growth factor binding protein 3. The record is from RefSeq and is a predicted model, not a curated record. Gene Ontology annotation, biological process: regulation of insulin-like growth factor receptor signaling pathway. Lineage: Eukaryota; Metazoa; Chordata; Actinopteri; Scatophagidae. Gene Ontology annotation, cellular component: extracellular region. The transcript has 4 exons. Gene Ontology annotation, molecular function: insulin-like growth factor II binding; fibronectin binding; insulin-like growth factor I binding. Bases 743 to 1597 code for a protein of 284 amino acids.
AGCGUGUGGUCACACACACACACACAAGUUAUAUGCAAAGAAAUUAUUGUUUUAGUGGGCCACCUACGCACCUGCCCAGAGGAAUGUUUUAUCAGUAUAUUGCAUGUGGGGGGUACCACCAAUGGCAUCCACUCACAUACCAUUGAUACCAGCAGGGGAUGUGGCCAGUGGUGUGGAAACCUCCAGAGGUUUGGGAACAGUCAGUACAGAAGAAACCUUCUCUGGUGCUGCUUAUGUCUCUGUCCGGUGGAAAUACAGACGUGCAUCUUAUCUGUACCAUGAAAAAAUAUUGACAUUACUGAAAGUGAAGAGAAAUGAAACCCACACUUUAAAGCUACAUGACAUGUGCAGCUCACUUUACUUCCCUGUGCUGUGACAAGAGGCCAAAUUUCCAGAUGGAAACGAACGCCACUGUUUCUGUGAUCAGGGGGGGUCCUGAAAGUGCAGCAGAUGCACAGUCCUUUGAAAAUUAUUACACGAGCUUAAAACAGUUGAAUGUUUGAGCCGCUCUCUCCUCAGACUGGAUGCAGCGGUCCCUCAUAUCGGGGCUCUCCGUUUACAUUAUUCAUACAGAGGAGGGUGUGACUUGUUGGCUCUUUUUUCCGCCUGUAUAAAACGAGAAGUUCGCGUAAAAGAAAAUACAGAUGGAGAAGGCUAACCGGCUCGCUGUGUCACAGAGAGUCCCCUCAAGCCGACGUGACAACUCACAUACUGUCCCUUUGUGACCAGCUUAAUCGGCAGAAUGCCCGGUCUCUGUGUGCUUUGUCUCGCCGCCGCGCUGGCUGCGUUCGUCCGCCUCGCCGGCACCGUGGGGCCGGUGGUCCGAUGCGAGCCGUGCGACGCCGGGGCGCUCCUGCUGUGCAAGCCGCUACCGAAGGACUGUGCGGAGCGGGUAAGGGAGCCCGGCUGCGGCUGCUGCAUGACGUGCGCCCUCGGAGAGGGACAGGCGUGUGGAGUGUACACGGCGCGCUGUGGCUCCGGUUUGACCUGCCAGCACCAGCCGGGGGAGAGCCGACCACUGCAAGCUCUGCUGGAGGGACGGGGAAUGUGCUCCAGCGCCGCGUCCAAAAAGCUCAACAGCAUUCUCAUACCGGCACAAAAACACGAUACAAAUCAGGUAGAAGAAGGCUUUGCCAACGUGACCGCGACGAUGACGGUGUUGCCCGGUGUGGCGACUGUAAAAGGAGGGCACAGUCGUGGGCCGAUGGACACCAGGCCUCCACUGCACAACAAAUUGAUCCAGAAAAAUCAGAACAGGAAGACUCAGAGUUACAAGGUGGAAUCAAUGUCAGGAGGAGCCAACAUGGACAUUCACAACUUCUCCCUGGAGAACAAGAGGGAGACUGAGUAUGGGCCGUGUCGGCGGGAGAUGGAGAGCAUCCUGAGCAGUCUCAAAAUCAGCAACGUGCUCAACCCGAGAGGCUUCCGCAUACCCAACUGCGACAGAAAGGGCUUCUACAAGAAAAAACAGUGCCGUCCGUCCAAAGGCAGAAGGCGGGGCUACUGCUGGUGCGUGGACAAAUACGGGCAGCCUCUGCCCGGCUAUGACGGCAGGGAGCGGGGCGAGACGCAAUGCUACAACCUGGAGAGCAAAUGAGAGGACGGAGGGACGCCCAGUGGACGGAGAGAGGAGGACAGAGAAUGGGGGGGGGGGGGGCAGAGAGAGAGAAGGAAAGAGAGCCUACUUCGCUCUUGCAUGUAGUUUUAUGUAAACAUAUGAAGGGGCUCUGGACCUUUGAUUUCAGGUCUCAUUUCUGUCAGAGAGUCGGGGACAGAAUGGGGGGGGGGGGGGAGCACGUCCUCUGCGACCAGCCACGUCGCCUGUCCAUCGGAGCUGUCUGUCCUGUGCUUAGGGAGCCUCUAUCCUUUCUUUAAAAAAAUUAAGCUAAAAUCUGAGAGAGAAGGGGAAGAAAGAGAGAAUCCUACCAUCUGCACUAUUCUGUUAGAGAGAGAGGAAGGAGGGACUUUUCCACUCACUUUAAAGAGGACUUGUUUGUGACUGUGACCCGAAAAGAAUCGCACCACCGCCAUUCAUGUUGUGUGUAUGUGUCUGUCUGAGAGUCUGUGUGUGUGUGUGUGUGAGCACCUGCAUAACAUUCGUGUGCAUAGCUGCAUGUCUGCGCGAGUGUGUCUUCUCCCAGAAGUGUUCAUUUGUGUAAAUACUGUACGUUACUAAGCUCAGUUUAGAGAUGUCAGACUGCCCAUUCAUAAGCCCCCCUGCUCCAUUAAACGACGCAGAAAAAAAAACUCUGGCUCAGGGUCCAUUUUGAAGUGAAGGAUUAUGGGAUAGCAGCAGCCCUCCUUGCCACCUCUGCUAUUGGAAAUUCAAUGGAGGCAGUCUCAGUGCCUUAAAACCUGACCUUUCUGUACCUCCUCUCCCCUUGACCCUCCGUAGUCCUGGAGAAAAGGCAUACUUCACUGAAAAUCUGCCUUGUGAUCAUGAAAUACUCGGCGGCCCGGCUCAGAAAAAUGUGAAGCUGUGCCUUGGAUUCACAGCAGCUACAAUAAAUUGGAAGGGAAAAAACAGCGUAAAAACAUCUAUGCAAAAUGUCCAUCCACUUCCCCAGUGUUGACCCGAGUGCCGGAAGCUUCACGAGCUCUCGCUGUGCAGUUAUAUUCUGGAUAAACUGAAAGUGUUUGGAACAAAUCAGUGGAGAACUGGACCAAGACGCAAAACGUGCCAAAAUAUUAGCUUGAUUCCAAACCUCUGAACUGCUGCCCACCUCUCGGUUCAAGCAGGUCUGGUGUCGCGCUCACCGAGAGCCAAUCAGAGCUUCAUAAUGGAUGGAGACGUAACAGUACAACUUACAGAAAUAACUUUUCAAUCAGUCUGACAAAAUGUCAUCUGUUUUCACAUCAUCCAUGUCAACACGGAUGAAAGACGUGACGAUUACGUUACCCACUAACAGCGGGUCAACAUUUAGCAGUGAACGCGGGCGCAUCAGAUUAAAUAAUGAAGCAAACUUGAAAAAGCAAUCAUGUCUGACUUUACAAAAUACGCUUAAAAACACAGCUUUCGUUGACGCUGGCACACUCAGCUGUUUACAGCACGAGUGUGUGACACCUGGGUCAUGCUGUGAGAGGUUGUCCACGGUAACUGCUGUGAAUCUGCCGGGAAUGAGCAACUUUUCCGAGCCACUUUUCAAGCUGACGGGGGCGAGUAUUUAGUAGUCAGAAGACAGGUUUUUUGGUGGAGUAUUAUUUUGAGGUGCUGCUGUGUCUUCGGGAUCCGUUUGGUCAGCUUAGUCUGUCCUCUGUCUUUCUUUCCCACCACUCACUGUUCCUGUCCACGCGCAUGUUCCUGAUCUGCUCCCCGUCCUCGUCCCCUGUCCUCAUGCAGCUCCUGUGCCCCGUCCUCGUCCCCUGUCCUCAUGCAGCUCCUGUGCCGAGAUCCCGCCACGUCUUGUCUCAGACUUUGUCCUCGUCUGUGUGCCUGAUCCCGUGUCCUGCCCACUAACCCGAGCUGUUCCUCCCCACUCCAGCACCCUGCCCGCCUCCGGUCCUCUUCCUGUCAGUGGUGCCACCUGGUGUAAGCUUGUCUGAACGGGUCGAGCCCGGUGUGACCGGCCGCCCCCUACGCUUCAAGCCCAAGCACAAGCACUUAAAGCACUUUAGCUGCGCCGCGACUCGUCAGUGCAUGCAGUUAAAGACAAUUGGACCUUUCUGCAUCUGCAUACCUUUCCUUUGAGGUAAUGUCAGAUGAAGCAGUAUGAUACUGUAAGAAAACAAUAAUAAUCCAGGAAGGAGAGGAAACAAAAGAAAGAAAACGAAACAACACCAGGACUUCUGACAGCGAACACCCCUCAGACGUUUUCCGUUCAAUGCAACUAUUUUCUUUUUGUUGUUGUUGUUGUUGUUGUUUUUGUUUCUUUGAGAAAAUGCUUGUAUGAUCGUAUGCCAACAAAUCUCCACAAGGUGGACGCAGCACCAAAUAUGCAUUCACACAAGUGGCAGGGGGUCCGAGGGAGGAGGCAGGGUCCUCCCCGACCAGCUUCCUGCCGAUGCUGUCCCCACAUCCUGUGUAAAGACUUGAAAAGUGGAGAGAGUGCCGACAACGAAUGCUUGCCCAGUAGCUUGGUAGCAUGAAAUCGGCUGUACACUUUCCUCUGAUAGACAGCAGCAACUCACAACCAGCCUGUUGGUGCUACAUCACAUCUAUUCAAAGACUUGAUGUAAGGGGAGGAACAUACAUAAAAAUGUGUCUAAGCUAUUCCCUCCCGAAUAUUUCUAAGUGUGUCUUCAUAUAUAUAUAUAUAUAUAUAUAUUAUAUAUAUUAUUAUUAUUAUUAUUAUUAUUAUUUCCUGGCCAGCUACGUGUCUGACUAGACAUCAUGUACAGUACUUAAAAAUAAAAAUUAUUUAUCUAAGAAAGAAUUAUAAGCUGAUCCAAACUAGGUUUUCCUAUGAACAAUUCAGUGACUCACCGAUUGCACAGCAAAGUCUUUAUGAUUCAGUGUAUUUUGGGGACUAUAAUCACUAAUGAAUGUUUUAUUUUUUAAUGAACCUUUUCCUUCUGUUGCUCAGCAGUGUCGUUUGUAAGCUCCGUGCCCAGCAGGCGAGUUUUUCAGCUUCGGGCAAAAUCUGUGUCAGUCGGUCACUCAGGUCUCUGGUCGUCUUAGUUCACUGCUUCUUAAGGUCAGUGAACCUCUCACCUCUCAGUAAGUCUCUCCAUGCACACCCAGCCAUCCCGCCUCAGUCUGUUAGCGCAGAGCCAGGGUCACACUUCUGUCACUUUUUAUCUCUUAUUAUUAUUAUUAUUAUUAUUUGUUUUUCCCUGCUGGUCACGUUAAGAAUCUCUCUGUUCACGGGUAAAAAUGUAUUUUGUUUUUCAAGUUUAUCCUUCAAAGAGUUCGUUUUUUUGUUUUUUGAUUCAAACUUUUCAUGAUACUAAACUAGAAUUCACACAGCUAUUAUUUUCUCUGAGAACAGGAAAUGAUUUUGAUUCAAAGUAUAAUUUGUAUUUAAUGUCCUUUUUUUAAAAAUAAAAAGUGAACACAUUUUAAGA